Molecule: messenger RNA, 444 nt
Organism: Colletotrichum spaethianum
Lineage: Eukaryota; Fungi; Ascomycota; Sordariomycetes; Glomerellales; Glomerellaceae
Exons: 1
Coding region: 1-444 (147 amino acids)
Source: RefSeq, a predicted model, not a curated record
AUGCCUCGCCGCGCCGCCCUGGAGCCCAAACCCCGCAAGCCGCAGUACUCUCCGGAGAAGCGCGCCCGCAUCGCGGUGCUCUCGGAGCUCGGCAUGUCCCUGAAGGAGAUCUCGCUCAAGGAGGAGGUCCCCGUCUCCUCCAUCAAGGGCAUCGUCACGCGCUACCGCCUCCAGCAGGCCGGUCGCGACCGCCCGCGCCCGGGCCGCCCCCGCAUCCUGUCCGACAGGGACGUCAAGAACCUCCUGCGCGUCCUCAAGGAGAAGCCCGCCGUGUCCUACGCCGAGCUCAAGCGCGAGGCCGGCGUCACCUGCGCGACCAAAACGCUCGUGCGGUAUCUCCAGAUGGAGGGUAUCAAGCCCAACAAGCCGCCCCCAGGCGACUCUGAGGAGGAGGCCUCGCGGAUGCGCGUCUUGGCGGACGAGGCUGAGAACGAAGACGAGUGA